Pyrenophora tritici-repentis Pt-1C-BFP is the source of this 1962-nucleotide messenger RNA. Its product is annotated as Glyco-hydro-47 domain containing protein. Gene Ontology annotation, cellular component: membrane; endoplasmic reticulum. Gene Ontology annotation, molecular function: mannosyl-oligosaccharide 1,2-alpha-mannosidase activity; calcium ion binding. NCBI's taxonomy places the organism in Eukaryota, Fungi, Ascomycota, Dothideomycetes, Pleosporales, Pleosporaceae. Gene Ontology annotation, biological process: mannose trimming involved in glycoprotein ERAD pathway; carbohydrate metabolic process. The record is from RefSeq and is a predicted model, not a curated record.
AUGUCCUUCGCCAUCCCACGCAACGUACCCAAUUUCGAGAGCGCGCAACGCAAGUUUGAGGAUAAUGUUUGGAGCAAAAUCCCCGGAAACGAGAAGGGCUUGCCAAUGUACAAAGAUAAGCCUUCAGGCAAGGUGUACGGUUAUGGUGGGGCGAGGGGGAGGAGAGGCUUCAUGAGGAGCAAGAGGGGGAUGGGGUUGGUAGCGUUGGUCAUACUGGGCCUCUUGUAUUGGUUUGGAUGGUCGAGUGAAGGGACAAGCGUCAUAGCAGAAGAAAAGGACAAGGGCAAGAGCUUGGCAUCAAACAUGGGCGGAAGCGUUACUGGGAAGAAAAAGAAGAAGAUAGACUGGGACAAGCGGAGAGAAGCAGUCAAGGAUGCCUUUUUGCUGAGUUGGAACGCAUACGAGGAGCAUGGCUGGGGCUACGACGAAUACCACCCUGUUUCCAAAAAAGGACGGUACAUGGCUGAGCCCAAUGGCUUGGGUUGGAUUAUCGUGGAUGCGCUCGACACUCUCAUGAUCAUGAACUGCACAAAGGAAAUCAACCACGCGCGCGAAUGGAUAUCGACGAGUCUCGACUACGACAAGAAGCAGGACGUCAACACGUUCGAAACCACGAUUCGCAUGCUCGGCGGUCUGCUGUCCGCACAUUACCUGCAGGAUACCCUCCCCGGCCUGAAACCAGCGAAUUCGAAUGACGAAGAUCUAUUCCUAGAAAAAGCCACUGAUCUCGCCGAUCGCCUCAUGGGCGCAUACGAGUCACCUUCCGGUGUACCCUGGGCCAGUGUCGUUCUGAGAGACGCCAAAGGCGAAGCCUCGCACGCCGAUGGCGGUGCGUCUUCCACGGCCGAAGCAACUACUCUCCAACUCGAGAUGAAAUAUCUAGCUUUCUUGACCGGCGAAGCCCACUACUGGGAGGUAGCGGAGAAAGUAAUGCAGGUCGUCGACAACAACGGCGCAAAAGACGGUCUUCUUCCCAUCUUCAUCUACGCAGACAAGGGCACUUUCCGCGGCAGCGAGAUCCGAUGGGGUAGUCGUGGAGAUAGCUACUACGAAUACCUCCCUAAGCAGUAUCUCCAGACCAACAAACAGGAGCCUGUAUAUCUGGACAUGUGGAAGGAGUCGCUGAACGGCGCAAAGAAGCACCUCCUUACCUACACAAAGCACAGCCACUUCACCGUCCUGGCGGAGCUGCCAAGCGGCAUAGAGGGUAAACUGUUCCCAAAAAUGGAUCAUCUCGUCUGCUUCCUCCCCGGUACCAUAGCCCUAGCAACUACUGGCGGCGCCACCCUCGCCGAAGCACGCAAGCUCCCUACAUGGGGCAAGGAACAAGAAGAAGAUAUUACACUUGCACGUGAACUUACCAAGACGUGCAUGGGCAUGUACAAGGUCACCGCCACCGGUCUUGCCCCCGAGAUCGCCCACUUUGAACUUGACGAUCCACCUAAGAUGUACCGUACAGAGAUCCUAGCGUCGAAAUCUGAACUCGACACUGAUGUGCCUGAAGGCGAGGGCUGGAAGAGUGACUUUAUCAUCAAGCCUGCGGACGCACAUAACCUCCAGCGACCGGAGACAGUUGAGAGCUUGCUGUACAUGUGGCGUAUCACUGGUGAUGACAUUUACCGCGAGUGGGGCUGGGAUAUGUUUGAAGCAUUUGUCAAACACACCAUUGUGGAGGACAACGGUGGCUUCUCUAGCGUGGGCGACGUGACGAAGGUCCCCCCGCCGACGAGGGAUAACAUGGAAAGCUUCUGGCUUGCCGAGACGCUGAAAUAUAUGUACCUUCUCUUCAGUCCAAACGACCUUCUCCCACUGGACCAAAUUGUUCUCAACACAGAGGCUCAUCCCUUCCCCCGCUUUGACGCUAGCAAGAAGCGCUUCAAGACUGGGUGGGAGCGCAUUCCGCGCGACGAAAAGGGCACUCUCGUGCCCAAGAAAGCCGAGGAGGCCAAGAAGACGAAAUAG